AACGCCCCGGAAACACCACGAAGCAGCCGUGAAAACGUCAAUCCUCCUCCCCUCCCCUCCCCUCCCCUCGGCUGCCCACCUCCUCCCCCGCGACGCGCCUAAGCAACCUCCUCCUCCUCGACGUCCUCGUCCCUCUUCUCCGCCGCUCCGAACCCGCCUUGCCUUCUCACCAACUCGGCUGCUACCCGCGCCGCACGGUGCCAUGGGCGCCUCCUCCAGCCGCCGCCGCCUCCGUGACGACUACUACCCGCCCCCGCCGCCUCCUCCGCACCACUACUCCUCCUACCCGCCUCCACCUCCGCCGCCGCACCACCACCACCACCACCACCAGCCUCCACCUCCGCCACCGAACCACCACCACCCGCCGCCUCCCCCGCCGCACCACCACCACCGGCAUCCCCCUCCGCCACCGCCCCACGCGGCGUCAUACUACUACUACCACCACCCGCCGCCCCCGCACGCGUACCACGGCCCCUGGCACCCCGCGCCCCUGCAGCCGCAGCCGCAGCCGCCCGCGCUGACGGGGCCCCCGCCCGAGUUCGUGGAGCACCAGCAGGCGCGGAAGGUGAAGAACGACGUCAACCUGCACAAGGACACCAUCAGGCUCGUGCCCGACGACGCCGACCCCUCCCGACGCCUCGUCGCCUUCACCUUCGACGCCGUGAACGACGGCAGUGUUACUAUAUAUUACUUUGCCAAGGAAGGAAAAUGCUGCAGUUUUUCUUCAGUAUAUCCAGAAUUACAGACGCCAACAAAGAUACCCUUCCAGAAAGGGUUGGCCCAAAGGUUCAUCCAGCCCUCUGGAUCUGGUGUUGACUUGGGAUUCUUUUCUCUGGAUGAGCUUUCAAAUCCUUCAGGGGAAGUAUUCCCACUGGUAGUUUACGCUAAAGCUUAUUCAUCUCCAGAGGAAGGUGAUCAACCAUUAAACUCCACUCGUGCACAAAUUACUCUUGCUGUUAUAGAGAAGCAUAACAGUGAACUUCAAGUCAAAGUUGUCAAGCAAAUCUUGUGGAUUGAAGGAGUGCGGUAUGAGCUACAAGAAAUUUUUGGUAUUGUCAACUCAACAGAAGUUGAUGUUCCCAAUGCUGAUGACACGGGGAAGGAAUGUGUCAUCUGCUUGACCGAGCCAAGGGACACUGCUGUUAUUCCUUGUAGGCAUUUGUGUAUGUGCAGUGAAUGUGCAAAAGCUCUAAGACUUCAGUCAAAUAAAUGCCCCAUAUGCAGACAGCCUGUUGAGAAACUAAUGGAGAUCAAAGUUAGAAGUCCUGAGCCAUAAAGGAGACUUUACUGGUAUGGUUGUUGCUACAUUGUAUUGUCUAAUUGUCCAUAAUCCUGUAAUAUAACUUCGGUUUUCAAAACGUAUAGUAAUGAUGUGGUUGUGAUGACGUGAUCUAGUAACGGAUUGUUCAAAUCGUCAGUUGGCAAUUGGACUCUUGCUUUUUGCUGGUAGUUAUCUAGGUGUACCUAGAACAUGGUAUCUGAAACCAAACCUUGUCAUAGUUUUGUAACCCUGCAUUUUAACGAGCUAAAUUUACCAGGUACAUCUUUUUCUGUUGCA
Messenger RNA from Phragmites australis (common reed), 1558 nucleotides. Its product is annotated as probable E3 ubiquitin-protein ligase LUL4. Gene Ontology annotation, biological process: protein ubiquitination. The record is from RefSeq and is a predicted model, not a curated record. The transcript is spliced from 3 exons. Lineage: Eukaryota; Viridiplantae; Streptophyta; Magnoliopsida; Poales; Poaceae. The coding region runs from base 203 to 1276 and encodes 357 amino acids. Gene Ontology annotation, molecular function: ubiquitin protein ligase activity.